This is a messenger RNA of Opisthorchis viverrini, 1202 nucleotides long. RefSeq lists its product as hypothetical. The transcript is spliced from 12 exons. NCBI's taxonomy places the organism in Eukaryota, Metazoa, Platyhelminthes, Trematoda, Opisthorchiida, Opisthorchiidae. Gene Ontology annotation, molecular function: cysteine-type endopeptidase activity. The record is from RefSeq and is a predicted model, not a curated record. Gene Ontology annotation, biological process: vacuolar protein processing. The coding region runs from base 84 to 1202 and encodes 372 amino acids.
CACGUGUGAUUUGUGUUCUCAUUCAGGCUGACGUUUACCACACGCAUCAAGUCGUGCGUGCAAACUAAGUUCCAGCGGAGAAUAUGAUUACCUUCGCCUACGACGAUAUUGCAAACAAUCCCAAAAAUCCGUUUAAAGGCAAAGUUUUCCAUGACUACAACCACGUUGAUGUCUACAAUGGUGUGAUAAUUGACUACCGAGGAAAUGAUGUCACACGAGACAACUUCGUGAGAGUAUUAAAAGGCGAUAAGAAACUUGAAAACAACAAGAAGAAGGUGCUGAAAAGAAAUCCGUUUAAAGGCAAAGUUUUCCAUGACUACAACCACGUUGAUGUCUACAAUGGUGUGAUAAUUGACUACCGAGGAAAUGAUGUCACACGAGACAACUUCGUGAGAGUAUUAAAAGGCGAUAAGAAACUUGAAAACAACAAGAAGAAGCUGUAUGGGAUGGAGUUGAACGAUACCCUCGCCUACAUGCAUUCGAAUAAAAAGUUCAACAAAUUGGUGCUGUACGUGGAUGCUUGCUACUCUGGCUCUAUGUUUCGCGAUAUUCUUCCUUCAAAUAUGGGAAUCUACGCGACAACAUCAGCCAAGGAAGAUGAAGGUUCCCAUGCUAUUUUUUGUAUGGACGAGGAAAUCGAUGUUUGUCUAGCGAACGAAUACUCGUUUCACUGGAUUGUAGAUUCGGAAUUCAAAGACCUAAAAACGCAUACGCUAGAGGAACAAUACGUGGGAGUAAAGAGGACUACAAUGUUUAGCCACGUGAUGAAAUACGGUGAAAUGACGAUGGGAAGUCUCCCAGUUGGAAAGUUCCAAGGUCAUUAUGACCUACUGAUACACCGGAAUGAUGGGGCGAUAGCACCAAAUGCUGUAGAUAGAAAGCCCUCCUGCCAGGCGCAUUUGUUAUCAAGGUAUCGACGCUUGAUGCAGGCCGCAACCGAGGAAGAACACGAAACUGCUUGGCGAAAGCUGCACCGUGCACUUCAGCUUGGCCACAUCGUCAAGAAUACGUUUCGUGACUUCGUCGAGGAUGUGACAACCCACCAUAAGCCGUCGCUGAAGGGCUUGUCCAAGAGGGAUGAGCUCAUGUGUUUCAAGGCAGUCCACGAGGUAGCCUUGCAUUCACCUCAGUUAAUGGAGCUGUGCAAAGCCGGAUACGAGGCUGAAACUCUCAUCGACUAUGUCCGUAACAUCUGUUCCUAA